UCGAAUCCCUUUAGGAUGAAAUGCAAUUUCCAUACAUCUUCUUUAUAAUAUUUAAGAUGACAAAGCAUGUCAACGGUGUAAAAUCUCCGCUUGAGAUAAUAUAAGAAGGCAUGUGCGCAUAUCAGAUUAUGUGGAACUACAUGUAAAUCGACACAUUACUGGUGAUUUGGUUAUGAGGGAAUUACAUCGUGUUAACUGUGUUCUUCACAUUUUAAUUUGAAUUCGUAUCUUUAUGGAUUGUGGGAUCCGUCAUAAUGGGUGUAUUGGUAUUGAUAGGACUGACAGCGCUUAUGAUGGCGUGUAAUGCUAUUCACAGUCAAGAUACAGUGUGUUAUCAAGGAUGGACACUUACUCAACACAGAUGUUACAAACUGUUCACGACAUUCAAGACAUGGGAUGACGCGCAUGUGCGCUGCAAAAGGUUUAACGGUGGUUCCCUGGUGUUGCUGACGACACACCAGAGUGUCUCAAAAACAGCCAGGGAUCUCGAAAUAAUGCCCGAUAAAAAAUAUUGGAUUGGAAUAAAGUAUCAGAUGAAUACGUGGCAGUGGGCUAAUGGGAAUUCCAUGAAUCAAGUUGGUUUCAAUACGACAACGCUCAAUCAACACAAAGAUAGAAAUGGCUUUUGUAUGGCGAUAGAAAACAACUUGUUAGUGCAGGUUUGCUGCAGCGAUCGACUUGGGUAUGUGUGCGAAGCAGACAGUAUGGUUUGUUUGACAAAACAGAACUGGGUCGUAACGCCACAGAAACACUGUAUCAAACUUAUGGAUUCAGCCACCAAGCUGACUUGGCCGGACGCACGGGGAUAUUGUAAGCGGGAGUGGUCGGACCUAGCUACAUUCUACAAUGAGUCAGAGUGUCAGUUCAUCAAACGUAAGGUGGGCUCCUCAAGAGAAAAAAUCUGGCUUGGACUUACCUACGAUACAGCUACAAACGAGUACCACUGGUUGGACGGACGUGUGGCACCAUCCAAUAACACAGGGAUCAUAUCGUCAAGGCGUCUCACGGGGACGUUAUGUGGCGGUCUAGAUGAAAUCAAUAGUCGGUCAACCGUGAAAUGGUUUAAUACAAGCUGUAACCAGAAGUUUUUCUUCAUAUGUGAAAUGGCAACGUGCAAAUCUAACGGUGAUGUUUUUGUGUGCCGAGACGGUCAAUGUGUCGACCAAGGGGUUACAUGUGAUGGUCAGAAUGACUGCCAAGACGCUUCGGAUGAAGAUUACUCACUAUGUUAUCAGCAACACAAUAUCAAAAAGUGUUCAAUAACCAAAGAUGAAACGACAACAGUGUUUGACAACUUUACGAGUCAUGUUACGAAAUCUGUUUUACAUUCAAUUCCCUCUCGCACCGAAAUAAUUAACAUUGACACUAUACACCCGUAUAUCUCGAAAUCAGUUCAAGAUUUACAUACAUCAUGUUCAUCUAAUGAGCAAAUGAGGCUAAGUUCCAAAUUCCAAACUAUUCCUGAUAAACAAUUAUUAACAAAAAGUAGAACGACAAUACUAGCAUUUUAUUCAUCAGCUGUUUUGGUUAGUCUUCAGCCAUCAUCAAUUGAUUUAUCUAGGAACACUGUUAGUUCAACUCAUACACUUGACACAGGUUAUUUAUAUCUAAUACCUUCCUCUAUCUCCACAUCACCUUUCUCCACCGUACCGUUGGAUAGUGUUAGCCAAACUCCAACAUCAUACACGAGCUUUUUUACGCAGAACUCUUCCUCUGCGUUAUCUCAUAACGAUAAGGGAAUGGGAGUAAUCUCCCCUAGUCCAUUUGUUGUGAUCCCUACAACUAACCACGUGAUACCCUUUACCAGGCAUGAUUCGUCUCCACCCUCUCUUCAAGCAAGCAUGUUCCUUCUUCCAUCCCACCAAAUGCUGCAUGCCAUAGGUCAAGGUAGCCUCGGUACUACAGUAAAUCCUUUAGCGAUCACCUAUAGGGCAGUGUCUACCACCGAAGGUCCAAGGACAUCUCAUGACGUCACAACUGAUAUCGUGACGACAGCUAAUGACAUUACCACAUCUAGUGACAGCAUUCAAAUAUAUAAUGAUGACGUUCUAUCAAUGCAAAAUUCACAAGUCGUCCAGUGUGCAAAGAUGUCGGACAGUGUGUCUCGGAAGCAAUGUAUCCGCCAGCAUCUUUCCAAGGGCAGCCUACUGAGGUGUAAUAUUUCUGACUGGGCCGAGUCUGUCGUCCAAAACCUAAACACAACGGAAAAGCAAAAUUCCUCUAAGGUCGAGGCUUUAAAGCUGACCCUUGACCUCAUGGAUAUGGUGUUGCUAGAUAUCCAAGACGGUUCACUACGCGAUGACAGGAAUAUGUGCUUGGAAUACAGCCUAACAGACUUCGAGCAUCUGGUGGAUCUGACAGUGAAGACAAUGGAUACUAAGACAGUUGGAAUUCACAACAAGUUAAUAGAUCUAUAUGUUGAGCGUGUCUCUGUCGGUAAACUCGAUGCGUAUGUGUUUACAAGUUCCGAUACGAUGGUGUCUGAUGUCAAAACAACGACACCAAUCAAACACACAGAUGAAGAAUUGAUAUUAUCGAUCAUGCUAAUAUCUACAUCUAACGAUAAAGAUCUCCAACUACGAAGAAGUAAAACCGGGGAGAUAGAUCGGACCAACCUGUUCUUACUGAGUCGAGUCCUAUCAAUUACAGGAUACUUAUCAAAACACUCGCUAUCCCUAUCCCUGACCUACACACUAAAACACACCUGUGACACGAUCCAGGACCGGGUCGGUGCCAAUAAGAGUGCGGAGAUUAUAUGUGGCUAUAUUGACAAGGAAUCUGGAUAUUGGUCAGAUAAAGGUUGCCGUUUGCUUCACACGAAUACCUCAGCCAGUACCUGCCACUGCGACCAUACAACGAACUUCGCCAUUCUGAUGCAGGUCCGAGAUGUAAAGAUAACAGCCCUUGACCAGACAGUCCUCAGCCUCAUCACAUACAUUGGAUGUAGUGUUUCUCUCAUUACUCAGCUUAUCACUGUCACCGUUUUCGUCUGUGUCGGUACUCUGAACUCCGAACGUGUCUAUGUUCAUCGGAAUUUAUGCUUUGCUAUAAUCGCAUCUCAAGUGGCAUUUCUGUCUGGGAUACGGGCUGUCGAAAAUAAGGUGUUGUGUUCUAUUGUCGCGAUGAUCCUCCAUUAUUUCUACACCGCCAUGUUUGUCUGGAUGCUUGUUGAGGGUAUGCACCUUUACAGCAAGGUCGUCAGAGUUUUUUCCACAGAGAGGUCAAGGAUUAUAUACUACUGCGGGUUUGGAUGGGGUGUGCCGCUUGUUCUGGUGACUAUUUCUGCUACAGCUGAUUGGGAAGGGUAUGGAAACGGUAAAAGUUGUUGGCUCUCCACCAAAACAGGGACGAUAUGGGCGUUUGUUGGACCUGCUAUAGCAAUCAUAUUGGUGAAUAUAGUGAUUCUAGCAAUGGUUGUCAGAGUGGUGAUGAGUUCUGCGAAGCUAGAGAGGCACGGCGAGUUUGACCACAUCAGAGUCGGCGUUAAGGGCGCAAUGUUCCUGCUACCCCUCCUGGGUCUCACCUGGCUUUUCGGGUUGUUGGCAGUCAAUGAGGAUAUGAUAGUGUUCCAGUAUCUGUUUGCCAUAUUCAACUCACUACAGGGAUUCUUUAUAUUCCUCUUCCACUGCGCGUUCAACUUAGAGGUCCGGCAAGCACUGUCCAAAAUGAGAGAAAGAAGAAUACUUCAAAGAGGUGACUUCGUUUCCCUGUCAAACGGAAACUCGGAUGGUAUACAGAAAACAUGUCACCAAUCAAAGACUCGGAGGCCAUAUCGGAAGAAGAGGGUGUCCUCAGUGACGUCCGAUCAAACCACUUCCUGGUCUCCGAAACACUCCAGUGUGUCGAGCAGGGGUAGUACACAGAGUACUGAUGUCCGCGAAACUGAUGACGUGGUAGUUCAGGACUUGACUUUGCCGGAAGAUUGUUUUGGAUUACAAUAUAUCUAGCCCGUCACAUUUAACAUUUACCACUUGUUAAUUGGUGCAGAGGUUAUAACUGGAGCUGAAUUAACUUGAAAUCUUAAUGUUAUGUACGAUGAUUUACCAGUAGAGGUUAUAACUGGAGCUGAAUUAACUUGAAAUCUCAAUGUUAUGUACGAUGAUUUACCUGUAGAGGUAAUAACUGGAGCUGAAUGAACUUGAAAUCUCAAUGUAAUAAACUUGAGCUGAAUAAAC
Molecule: messenger RNA, 4175 nt
Organism: Pecten maximus
Lineage: Eukaryota; Metazoa; Mollusca; Bivalvia; Pectinida; Pectinidae
Product: adhesion G-protein coupled receptor G2-like
Exons: 30
Coding region: 255-3947 (1230 amino acids)
Biological process (GO): cell surface receptor signaling pathway; adenylate cyclase-activating G protein-coupled receptor signaling pathway
Cellular component (GO): membrane
Molecular function (GO): G protein-coupled receptor activity; protein binding
Source: RefSeq, a predicted model, not a curated record